Messenger RNA from Trematomus bernacchii (emerald rockcod), 1350 nucleotides. Its product is annotated as syntaxin-12-like. Gene Ontology annotation, biological process: vesicle fusion; vesicle-mediated transport; intracellular protein transport. The transcript has 10 exons. The coding region runs from base 141 to 947 and encodes 268 amino acids. The record is from RefSeq and is a predicted model, not a curated record. NCBI's taxonomy places the organism in Eukaryota, Metazoa, Chordata, Actinopteri, Perciformes, Nototheniidae. Gene Ontology annotation, molecular function: SNARE binding; SNAP receptor activity. Gene Ontology annotation, cellular component: synaptic vesicle; SNARE complex; endomembrane system.
CUCUGUACGCGUGACGUCACAGGCUGGGUCUGCUAAUUCUGAUUUAGAAAUAUAAAUCUGAGACAUUUGGACAACCGACACUGCCAACGUCUGCUUCACUGCCAGCUCGUGCUUCUCCUCAGUGACAGUGAGACGUCAGGAUGUCCUAUAUGAGUGCAGACAGCAGCUGGUCCCAGCCCAGGGACUUCAGCAGCCUCAUCCACACCUGCAGCUCCAACAUUCAGAAGAUCAGCAACAACUCUGGUCAGAUCAAAAACCUCCUCAACCAACCCGGGCUGAGACAGGAGAGCUCCGAGCUGAAGGAGAAGCUCCAACAGCUCCAGCACUACACCAACCAGCUGGCUAAAGAAACCAACAGACACCUGAAGGAGCUGGGCUCCCUGCCCCCCCCACUGUCUCCAUCAGAACAGAGGCAGCAGAAGCUCCAGAGGGAGCGUUUGAUGAACGAUUUCUCCUCAGCCCUCAACAACUUCCAGGUGGUUCAGCGGAGGGCGGCGGAGACAGAGAAGGAGUCCGUGGCCAGAGCCCGGGCCGGAUCCAGAGUCCUGGGAGAUGGAGGCAAUGUGACUGACCAACUGGUUACAUAUGAAGAUGAGGAUGAGUGGGGUGAGAGCCAGACACAGACUGAGGAGCCCCCGGUCACUGAGGAGAACCUGGAGACCAUCAGGGAGAGAGAGACCAACAUCAGACAGCUGGAGGCCAACAUCAAGGACGUGAACCAGAUCUUCAAGGACCUGGCUGUGAUGAUCCACGAUCAGGGGGAGAUGAUCGACACCAUAGAGGCCCAUGUGGAGAGUGCUGAGGUUCAUGUAGACAGGGGGACCGUCCAGCUGCAGAAGGCCUCCUAUUACAAGAGGAAGUCCCGUAAGAGGAUGUGCAUUCUGACCAUGGUGCUGUCGCUGGUGCUCAUCAUCUUCAUCAUCAUCAUCUGGCAGGCACUCAAAUAAGGAGACACACCUUCAGAGGACCUCCAGUGUGUGUAUGACCGAGAGACAGUGAGAGAGCGCUGUAUGUGUGUACAUUAGUUUAAAUAUCCCAACACACUAAAAGCUAAAUGUUGCCCCUUUAUUCAGCCACUGUGUGACUGAAUGUGGAUGUAUUUCUUUGUUUUUUAUGUUUUGGGUAUUUUUAGGCUAACAGCACACCAAAUCUACCAAUAUUUUGUGAUAUAUUCAUAAAAAUAUGUAUUUCCUAUACUUAAAUUGACAAGUUUGAAGUGUUUUGGGACACUAAAACGCCAAUGUAACCAUCACAUGUAUGACUACUAUUAUUUAUAACACCAACUUGUGUGUGUGUGUGUGUGUGUGUGUGUGUGUGUGUGUGUGUGUGUGUGUGUGUGUGUGUGUGUGU